Alternaria postmessia is the source of this 2715-nucleotide messenger RNA. RefSeq lists its product as uncharacterized. The coding region runs from base 1 to 2715 and encodes 904 amino acids. The transcript has 3 exons. NCBI's taxonomy places the organism in Eukaryota, Fungi, Ascomycota, Dothideomycetes, Pleosporales, Pleosporaceae. The record is from RefSeq and is a predicted model, not a curated record.
AUGUCUUCCGCAACACCUUCCCACGAUGGGGACAGGCCCUUCAUCCCCUCCAGCCGGCAAUCGUUCAGUGGCAGUGUCAACGAUUCGCGCUACUCCACACCUCAGACACCCACAGGUCGCCCUCCGAUGUCCCGACCGUUGACCAUGAAGAUCGAUGAAGAUUCAAGGUACCGUGCUAUCAUCAAGCACCUUUACGCUAAGGCCUGCUCCAUGCGAUGGAUGACUUCCAGUGCCCUAUCGCCCGGCUCCUGCGAGGGUGUGUUGAUCCGAAAGGGUCAAGGAGAAUACGUCACAGAACCUGUAGCGGCCAACAAGGACCUCCUCUCGGCAGUGAAGAGGAUCAACCCAGGUGUUGCUCUCACCAUGAGCACUGACGGCACCCAAGCCAUCUUCGACGUGCUCGAGCCCUUCGAGACGGAGUUGAUGUUCCAGAACGGCUCUCAGAUCCAAAUCUUUGAAUCCAUGGCAGAGGUAGCCACCUCCAGUACCAUCCGCAAAUUCCAAUAUGCAGCUCUCAUUCGUCAGGAGAGGCUCCUUCUUGUGUGGCACGACGACCUUGGUGCUAUUCUUUCCCAGGCAAUGGAGAUCGAAUCCAGGAUCCUGGCCUUGGUCUGGGGUACUUCCAAGAACCCCUUCAGUGGUUUCGACAGCGCCAUCCAGUCCAGCGCCAACUCUACUCUUGGAGGAUCCACUGUCGACUUCGCUAUCGACGGCAAGAAGGAUGAUGUUGAGGUCAACGCUGAAGAGGUCGAUGGUGAUCUUGAGAAGGCUGAUGGCCCCAAGGAGUCGCUUGCACGCCCCCUCAUUUUCACCAGUUCCAUCUUCGUUGGUCUUGCCAUGGUCUUGAUCAUCAUCCUCGUCAUCGGUCUUGGUAACAAAGCCAUCAUCCUUCAGACAAUGACUGACCACUUUUACCCUCGUAUUCUUCUCAUCUUGACGGAGCCGCUCUGGAUCGCUUUGGGUCUUUUCUUCGUCGUUGUCGUCAUGGGUAACAUCUUUGAGGUUUUCGGACCUGUCACUGGUGUCAAGUCAAACAGCCGUUUCCACUCAGCCAUCAAGCCUAAUCUCGCUCAAGCCCGCGCUCAAGGAUUCACGCCAUCCACCAUCACUAUCCAAAUGCCAAUUUACACCGAGUCACUAGAGGGUGUCGUCAAGCCUACUGUCGCCAGUUUGCAAGCCGCCAUCUCCUACUACGAGUCUCGCGGUGGAACUGCGCGCAUCUUCAUCAACGACGACGGUAUGGCUGUUCGGUCUGAGGAGGACAACGAGAAGUUCCUUCGCUUCUACGAGAACAACAACAUCGGAUGGGUCUCGCGUCCCAAGCACAACCAUGAAGGAUUCGUUCGCCGUGGAAAGUUCAAGAAGGCCUCUAACAUGAACUUCGCCCUCAACACCUCCAACAAGGUAGAGGAUGUUCUCCAAAGCUUGGUCGACAAUCGCUAUGACAAGGGUAACGCUUCUAUAUCCGAGGAGGAGGAGCUUGCGCUCUACCACGAGGCUCUCGAACAGGUUCUUACUGCUGAUCCCCGCGCGAAGGCUGGUGGUAACAUCCGUAUGGGUGAGAUCAUCCUUAUCGUCGACUCUGAUACCAUCGUUCCCGAAGAUUGUCUCAUGUACGGAGCUGCAGAGAUGUUCUUGUCGCCUGAAGUCGCUAUCGUUCAACAUGCAACUGGUGUCAUGCAAGUCUCAUGGGAUUACUUUGAGAACGGUAUCACUUACUUCACCAACCUUGUCUACACUGCUAUUCGCUUCUCGGUCGGUAGUGGUGAAGUCGCCCCCUUCGUCGGUCACAACGCUUUCUUACGCUGGCAAGCUGUCCAGUCAGUCGGCAACCCCCCUGAAGAUGAUGGUUACGUCUGCUUUUGGUCGGAGAGCCACGUUUCCGAGGAUUUCGAUAUUGCGCUCCGUCUCCAGAUCAAGGGUAACAUCGUCCGCCUUGCUAGCUACCACGGCCGUGGUUUCAAAGAGGGUGUCUCGCUAUCCGUCUUCGACGAGUUGGACCGAUGGGAGAAAUACGCGUACGGUUGCAACGAAUUGGUCUUCAACCCCGUCCACACCUGGUUGUGGAAGUCGCCAUUCACCAAGCUCUUCCGCACCUUCAUCUUCUCCAACAUCCAGCUGUCUUCCAAGAUCUCUAUCUGCGGUUACAUCUUCUCUUACUACGCUCUCGGUUCGGCUGUUCCCCUUGGUGCCCUCAACUACUUCCUUGUCGGAUGGCUGAACGGCGACCUCGACAAGUACUAUGUCGAAUCUUGGAAGAUCUUCAUCGUCUUGCUCAUCGUCUUCAACGGAAUGUCAAACGUCUGCUUUGCCAUUAUGCGCUACCGUAUUGGUGAGGCCAGUUUGUUGGGUGCUUUCUUCGAGAACCUCAAGUGGAUGCCCUUCUUCAUGAUCUUCUUCGGUGGUGUCUCAUUCCACAUCCUGCUCGCCAUUUGCUCGCACAUGUUCUGCAUCGACAUGAGUUGGGGUGCCACAGCGAAGGAGAAGGACAACUCCAACUUCUUCGCAGAGUUGCCCAAGAUCUGGAAGCGCUUCAAGUGGAUGUACAUGAUCAUGAUUGCCAUGAUUGGUGGCAUGAUCUACCUUGGAUGCUUCGCUCCUCAUGGAUGGGAGAUUACCGGUUUGACCGCUGUCUUGCCUUGGGCCGUGACCGUUAUCAUGCACUGCCUGUUGCCCAUUGUACUGAACCCGUCGCUGACGGUCUUCAACUACUGA